Molecule: messenger RNA, 1250 nt
Organism: Drosophila novamexicana
Lineage: Eukaryota; Metazoa; Arthropoda; Insecta; Diptera; Drosophilidae
Product: transmembrane protein fend
Exons: 4
Coding region: 1-897 (298 amino acids)
Source: RefSeq, a predicted model, not a curated record
AUGUUCCAGUCAAUUGCACUAGCGCUAGUUCUGGUCACCGCCCAAUCUGUGGCACAGCUACCGAAGGAUGCGAAUGCUAACGCUGCCCUCCAGCUGCAGGCAACCGAGACGCAGGCAGCGGCAGCGGCAGCGACGCCAUUCGGCAGCAAGCAGCUAACCAGAUGCCGCCAAAGCUGCUAUCAGCAGUUUGCGAGGGAUUGGCAUUAUUGCACGGAUUUCGUUGAUUGCAAAAAUUGCUGGCAAAACUGCCAAAGGCAAUUGGCGCCCUUUGAGCUGCGCGUACACCACGCCCAGCGGCAGGGUGCUCUGGUGCUGACCGACAUCGGUUGGGACGAGUUGAUUGCGAACGCAUCCCGUCAAUGCCUGAUCACCUGGGAGGUAUCCGGGGGCGGUCUCAUGGGCAACCUGCUCACAGACACUGCACGCGCCGAGCUAUCACUCUGGCCGGAUACGGUCUACAACAUACAGGUGACCUGUAAGCAUAAGCUAACGGGCCUGAUGCGUCGCUCACUGAAGCUCAAUGUGGACACACAUCAGCUGCUGUCGGCGGCAGCGGCAGCCAAUCCUUGGACAAAUCCAAGCCUGUUGCCCCUUGUGCCCGUGACAGCACCAGCUACAACAACAACAGCAACAACAACAAUACCAACAACAAUUGUGCAGCGUUCACGACCCACGGACCGUGUGUACAUAAUCAGUGCGCUGCCCACGGCCAGUCAGUUGAGCGGCGUUGUGUAUCCGGCAUUUGGUGCGUUGGCCUUCUUCCUGGCACUGCUGGUCAUGUUCCUGUUUCUGCGUCCACAGCGCAAGCGGGCGUCUGAUGGGGAUGCGGACACCGCCUCGCUGCUAAGCGGACGUCGCUCGCGGCUCUCCAUGGACAACUCCACGCUGCAUGUGUAGGCGGUCAAAAAGCAAAGAAAAUACAAAACUGAAAAUCAACAAAAAAAAAAGAAAGAAAAGAGAACUUGUAGUCGUAUAUGUCUGACUAUGUGAUAUUCUGCACCCAAAUUGUACAUAGCAUAGACAACACACACAUACACACACCCACCCACACACACACACACACGCACACACAACAUAUAUGUAACCUACAACAACUACAUCAUAUACAUAACAUACAUAUACGUAUUAAACCAUAUGUAGUUAUCGAAACAAGUAUCUUACAUCAAGUCCAAAAAGCAUAAGAAAAGAGAAAAGAUGAAACAAGUUCGCUCAAUCGUAUGUUUAAGUUUUACCUUUUUAGUGUUUAGGCC